This is a messenger RNA of Pararge aegeria (speckled wood butterfly), 6801 nucleotides long. RefSeq lists its product as uncharacterized. Gene Ontology annotation, cellular component: plasma membrane. Gene Ontology annotation, molecular function: 5'-nucleotidase activity. The transcript has 8 exons. Lineage: Eukaryota; Metazoa; Arthropoda; Insecta; Lepidoptera; Nymphalidae. The record is from RefSeq and is a predicted model, not a curated record. Bases 166 to 5379 code for a protein of 1737 amino acids. Gene Ontology annotation, biological process: AMP catabolic process.
AGGCGUUAUCGUUAUCUAUUUAUCAGAUGAGAUGCGCGGGCGCAAUCGCUUAUCGCGUUCCGAACUAUAAUACUGCAGUAGCGCGCCAACUAUCGGUCAGUGCACACGUGCUCUGCGCGGUGCAAAAAUACCUCGUGGCCGGUCUCCGUUUUACAUAUAAUUAAAAUGGCACGUCUACCUCACAUAACAACAGUGCUAGCUGUGGUGGCGCUAUCCUCGAGUAGCAUCGUCAAGUCACCAGCUGACGACGGGCAAAACUUCGAGCUGCUGAUACUACACAAUAAUGACAUGCACGCAAGGUUCGAGCAAACGUCGCAGCUCAGUGGCGCUUGCACCACCGCUGAUCGGGAAGCUGGGAAAUGCUAUGGCGGAUUUCCAAGAGUUGCGCAUGUAGUAAAAGAGGCAAGAAAAGCUGCCGCGUCUGGCGAAGGGCCCCCAGUACUAUACCUGAAUGCCGGUGACACAUAUACGGGAACUGCCUGGUUCACCGUCUAUAAAUGGAAGGUUGCCGCCGAGUUCCUUAACGCGUUGCAACCAGACGCUGUUUCCCUCGGAAACAAUGAAAUCGAAAAAAGUAAUAACGAACUGUCGCCACUUCUACAGAAUUUGGAGACGACAAUUCUGGCUAGUAAUGUCAUUAUUAAUUCUAAGCAAGGAAAACGAAUCAUACAGAAGUCUGUUGUGAAAGAUAUUUAUGGAGUUAAAGUCGGUAUUGUUGGUUAUCUCACUCCAGCAUCAAAUUCAGACAACAUUGAGUAUAUCGAUGAAGUAUUAGCUGUUAAUGAAGAGGUAGCAAAACUUAAGGCUGAUGGUGUUAAAAUUGUGAUUGCUCUGGGUCAUGCUGACCUAACAAAGGCUAUCGAAAUAGCAACUGAAGUCGAUGGCAUUGAUUUAGUUAUUAAUGGUCAUAACAACGUUUUCUUUACCAAUGGAUCAUCCGCUGAAGAAACUACAAUAGAAGAAACCGUUGUAGUCCAAAAGUCUUCAAAACGCGUACCUGUAGUGCAAUCAUACGCAUAUAACAAACACCUUGGAAAAAUACGCGCUAUAUUUAAUGCCAACGGAGAUAUAGCUGAUUAUGAGGUAGAUUCGAUACUGCUUGAUGAGACGGUUAAUCAGAACGCUGAAAUAUCCGGCAUUAUUCAAAGGUACAAAAGAGAUGUGUCUGCAUCGGCAUCAAUUGGUAGUACUGUUGUUUAUCUAGAUGGUAGUUCCUGUAAAAUUGAGGAAUGCAACUUCGGUAACUUAGUUGCAGAUUCCAUAGUUUACUAUUAUGCAACCAGACAUCAAAGUGAAAGAUGGACUGAUGCCCCUGUGGCAAUUAUAACUGGAGGCAGUUUAACUGGUAAUAUAAGACCAUUAGUUCGUCCCAUCACAGUUAGUAAACAAGAUUUAUUUAAUACGAUAGUAGAGUCAUCAAAUUUAGUAGUAAUUACAAUGAGCGGUGUUGUGCUGAAACAAGUCCUCGAACAUAGUGUUGAUGAAUAUAGCCUUAAUAAUCCCAAAGACAGUUUCCUUCAAUUCUCCGGCAUAAGAGUGGUGUAUGACUUAGAGCAAGGACGUGGAUCAAGAUUAUUAAGUGCUGUCGUACGCUGCUGGGAUUGUUCCAUUCCUGAAUUUUUCGCCAUUAAUGAUACAACUAAUUACAAAAUAAUAAUGCCGUCUACACUGGCAAGUGGUGGCAACGGAUUUUCAAUGCUGGCUGACUUGCCUAGUGUAGAACUUAAUUACGAUGCAAUAACAUGUACUGAAGAAUAUAUUCAAAAGAGAAGUCCUGUGUACCCGGAAGUGGCGGACCGAGUUUCUUUGGGGAAUCAUGAAUUCGACAAUGGCGUAUCCGGACUAACUCCUUUUAUAAGAAAUCUAUCAUGUCCUACGCUCGCUGCCAACCUUAUUCUUACAUCGGAACCUACCAUGGAAGCCGAAAAAAACUUGAUGAAAUCAGUUGUAUUUAAUAUAAACGGCACUAAAAUUGGCAUUAUCGGAUACCUGACGCCUGAAACUAAAACCUUAGCAAUUGGAAAUAAUGUUGAUUAUAUAGAUGAAAUAGUUGCAAUCAUAGAAGAACUAAAUAAACUUAAAAAUGAAGGCGUUCAAAUAUUUGUUGCAUUAGGACAUUCUGGAUUUCAAAAAGACUUAGAGAUAGCGGAAAAAGUGGAAGGCAUUGAUCUUGUGAUCGGUGGCCAUACGAAUACUUUUUUGUGGAACGGCAACACAAUCGAUACCGAAAUACCUCAAGGUCCAUAUCCUACGUUAGUUAAACAAAAUUCUGGAAGGCAAGUUCCGGUAGUACAGGCUUAUGCCUAUACUAAAUAUUUGGGAAAACUACACCUUUUAUUUAACUCUCGUGGAGAAAUUGUGCGAUUUGAUGGAAACCCAAUUCUUUUAGACAAUUCUAUACCGCAAGAUCCUACAGUACUGUCCAUAGUCAAUAGAUAUCGUGAAAAUAUAGCUAAAAUAUCAGAAGUAGUAGUUGGUACGGCGUCAUCAGUUUUAGAUGGCCUGUCAUGUCGCCUACAAGAAUGUAAUUUAGGUAAUUUAAUAGCUGACGCAAUGGUUGACAAAUAUGCUUUCGAAUAUAUAGGCGAUGGUUGGACAGACGCUCCUGUAGCAGUUAUACAGGGCGGAGGUAUCCGUGCGUCAAUAAGUCAUGUCGAUCAACGAUUUAAUAUCACUAAGGGUGAGCUUUACACUGUCAUGCCUUUUGCAGGCUAUCUAGUAAAAAUAACUAUAAAUGGAACAAAAAUUCUAAAAAUGCUAGAACAUUCCGUCGCUGAUUACAAUAUCAUACGCGCACCAGGUCAAUUUUUACAAGUUUCAGGUUUAAAAGUAGAGUAUGAUUUCAAAAAGCCACCUGGAGCAAGGGUUGUUAAAGUUCUAGUCCGGUGUGGAAAGUGUAAAAUACCUACUUAUGAGCCUCUGAAUAAAACCGUGGAGUAUAAUAUACUGACAAGUGGAUUCCUAGCAAAUGGAGGGGAUGGAUUCUCUUCACUUGGGAAUCACGAAUUUGACAACGGCGUUAGCGGAUUAUCUCCAUUUAUCGAAAAUUUAACUUGUCCUGUUUUAGCUGUAAAUCUUAUUUUAACUAAAGUACCUGAAUUAGAAAAUGAAGCAAAUCUAAGAAAAUCUGUCGUCUUUAAUAUUUCUGGCACGCCCAUUGGUGUAAUAGGAUAUCUAACGCCUGAAACCAAAAUGUUAGCUGUUAAAAAUAAUGUUGAAUACAUAGAUGAAAUCAUCGCACUUAGAGAAGAAGUCCAAAAACUGAAAAGUGAAGGAGUUCAUAUAAUUGUAGGUCUCGGACACUCCGGCUUUUUGAAAGAUUUAGAGAUAGCUAGAGCUGUAGAAGGCUUGAGUCUUGUGAUCGGUGGGCAUUCCAACACCUUCCUCUGGAAUGGCACCAGUCCAGAUAGUGAAAUAUCUCAAGGACCUUAUCCUACUUACGUAACUCAGGCAUCUGGGAAACAAGUGCCUGUAGUGCAAGCGUAUGCCUAUACUAAGUACCUUGGUAAACUCCACAUAGUAUUUAAUAAGAAGGGAGAGUUGCUGAGUGCUGAUGGUAUUCCUAUUUUAUUAGACAAGACAAUUCCUCAAGAUCCUGAAGUUCUAGACAUUGUGAAGAGGUAUCGAGAGCAAAUUCUUAACUAUACAGAAGAAGUUAUUGGUACAACUUCAGUUGUUUUAGAUGGUCUCAGUUGUCAACACAAAGAAUGCAAUAUGGGUAAUUUAAUAACAGACGCCAUAGUUUAUCAGUAUGUUAGUGAAUUCAAAGGUAAGAAUCAAUGGACGGAUGCACCUAUAGCAAUUAUUCAGGGCGGUGGUAUAAGAUCAUCAAUAACACUCUCCGGAAUGCCAACUACGGUAACAAAAGGUGAUUUAGUAGGCGUUUUGCCCUUUAAGGGAUUUCUUGUGAUUGUAACUAUGAGUGGUAAGAUUCUGAUUCAAAUGUUGGAACAUAGUUCACUUGGAAACCACGAAUUCGAUGAAGAAGUAAAAGGUUUAAUACCUUUCAUCAGAAACCUUACAUCCCCUAUUGUGACGGCUAAUCUCAAAGUAAACAAUGUACCUGAGCUUAUGAAUAUACCAAAUUUAUACAACUCUAUAGUAAUAAUUAAAAAUGGAGUUAAAAUAGGAAUCAUUGGAUAUUUGACACCAGAGACAAAAUUUCUUGCAGCAAAAAAUAAUGUAGAAUACGAAGACGAAAUCUUAGCGCUUAAUAGAGAAGUAAAAAAACUAAAAGACAAUGGUAUUCAAAUUUUGAUAGCUCUCGGACAUUCAGGCUAUUUGAAGGAUUUGGAAAUAGCUGAAAAAGUUGACGAUCUAGAUUUAGUAAUAGGCGGACACUCAAACACUUUCCUUGUCAACAAGAACAGCACAGAAGAAAUUCCAGAAUACCCUCAGGGGCCGUAUCCAACUUUGGUGCAACAAAAGUCGGGAAGAAAUGUUCUCGUAGUACAAGCUUAUGCAUACACAAAAUAUCUUGGAAAAUUGCAUCUAAUUUUUAACGGCAGGGGGGAAAUCGUCAAAUAUGACGGAUACCCGAUAUUAUUAAACAAAGAUAUACCGCAAGACCCAGACGUAUUAGAAAUCGUUAAGAGGUAUCAGAAGGAUGUAGACCGGAUAAACAACGAAGUUGUAGGUACUUCGCUUGUAUUUCUUGACGGAGAUUCAUGCCGACUUAGAGAAUGUAAUAUGGGCAACUUUAUCAAUGACGCUAUCAUAAAUUACACAAACAAGUAUUUUAAUAAUAUUCCACUGUACUACAUAGCGAUUACUCAGGGAGGCAGAAUUAGGACAUCAAUAAACCAUCCAGAAAAACCCUUUAAUAUCACAAGAGGUGAUUUGAUAACAAUUGUGCCAUAUUCCGAUACACUGUGUGUAUUAACAAUGAAUGGAAUAAUAUUUAGACAAGCCUUGGAACAUUCAGUGCAAGCUUGGCGACCAGUAGAUACUCCCGGCCAAUUUUUACAAUAUUCAGGCGUGGAAGUGGUAUAUGAUUUAGCCCAAAACGCAGGGUCUCGUAUAGUCAGAGCAACAGCAGUGUGCUCUAAAUGUUCAGAACCAAGCGAUCUUCAAGAUGAUUACGAGUACCAAGUGAUCACGUCCAUAUUCAUAGCAAAUGGAGGAGAUGGGUAUACUAUGUUCGAAAAACUUGCAAGAGACGUAUUGCCAUUUAACGAAGCUGAAUGUAUUUUAAAUUAUUUAUUUGAAUAUAGUCCUAUACAUCCAGUGUUAUCUGACAGAAUUAUUAUACUGAAUGAAAAUAAAGUUGCAACCAUUCCAAGUGCGCGUAUAAAUUCCGACCCAUCAAACUCUGUAACAAUUGAGUUCAAUACUAAAAUGUAUUUAUUGGUAGGUAUAUAUUGUAUAUUGUUCGUUUAAAUAUUGUAUUCAUUAAUUAAGAAAUAAACAAACUAGCUUUCUAUUCAGACAAUCAGGGUAAGUUCGCUUCCUGUUAGGUACAGUACCUAAUAAAGUUUGCAUACUUUCCAUCCGUUCGUUUUUGGCGCAGGUGUAGCGUCAACCAUGUAUCGAGAACUAGAAAUCAAAACUUAAAAUACCGAUGCUAGAUGUAUCAUCAGCCCGAUUCGAUCAUCGAUAUCCGUAUCGCGUAUAGAUCGUUCGAUGUGGGUGGUACGCAGUCAAGAUACGCGGUAUUGAUACUCCAUUCUAUUUCGCCAUACGAUACGUGAUAGGGGCUUAGUGCUAAUUUUGGGAUUUUCUGCCUACGUUUACUUAUGCGAUCGCGUAAAAGUUAACUACAAUUUAUAAGGUAUCGAAGAGCGACAAUACUGUUUUCCAGUAAUGUAACUAGAUGGCGCUCCUUCGAUACGAUAUAAAUGGUACCUAGUUAACCAUUACCAAAUCGAAUACCUAACUUAUCCGAUUUAUAUUGCAAAAAAUGUCACAAUUGGCACUCCGGACUUAUCGCGUAUCGUAUGACGUAUAAGAGCGGCGUAUCAAGACUGCGUAUCACUUGGCACUCUGUUCCAUGUCGAGUCGGUAUUUGUCCGAUCAUAAAAGAAAAGCUGACAAUUAACUAGGCAAUUUACGCAAUCACAAGAUGAUACAAAACUUAUAUGGUACCUACGACGACUAAUAUCGUUAUACGGAUAGUGAUUGAAUCGGACCAAUUAUCCUUGCAUAAUAUGAGGACGCUCCUUUACUAAUUGCACGUCCCUGACAGGUUGUAAACUGAUCUCUAUUAUUUUGUUUAUUCAGUAAUUAUUAUUGAUGGAAGGUUGACACCCUUUGGAGCUUUAGAGUAACACUACAGCUUUACACUAAAGCGCCAAAAUGUCGCCUCGCUUUACAAAGCGAGUUUCCAAGGAACAUCAAUUAGGAGUACCCAAAUACCUCGACUAACUACCUAAAAUUUUCUCGCACCUUAAUCUUGUCUAUCGCGUUAUAAUAAGAGUACCUAGGUACCUAACUAAUUAUAUAGUUGCACGCAUGUUAGCCCAACAGGUGUUUCAGACACUCUCAUGUUACAUUUAGCUAUACUUUUCCACAGGGUGCAUUCUAAAAAUAAGAAUAUUUAGACCAGAAUUUAAUCAACUAGAUAGAUUUAAUUUAGCUUAGACUUCAAAGCACAUACCAAUAUAUAUUAUAGUAAGUUUCAAGGGUAGGUACAGAGUAAACAGGAUUACGGGUGAUCUAGGGUGUUUUGCAUUUUCCAUUUUCCAUGAACAAAUUUUAAUAUAAAGUCGUUUGUACUAUUAUUUGUGUGUAAGUAUGUAUACUAAUGAUGUUAUAUAUUUUUAAUACUUAUUAAAAUUAUUACGUAUUCUACAUUCCUUUAAU